This is a messenger RNA of Gambusia affinis (western mosquitofish), 1680 nucleotides long. RefSeq names its product CUB and zona pellucida-like domain-containing protein 1. The record is from RefSeq and is a predicted model, not a curated record. The coding region runs from base 140 to 1591 and encodes 483 amino acids. NCBI's taxonomy places the organism in Eukaryota, Metazoa, Chordata, Actinopteri, Cyprinodontiformes, Poeciliidae. The transcript is spliced from 9 exons.
AACAUCUUCAGCUGCACCAACGAUUACAAAAACAUCUUCAGCUGCACCAACAGUUACAAAAACAUCUUCAGCUGCACCAACAGUUACUAAAACAUCUCCAACAGCUCCUGCUGUGACCGUUACCCCCUGGACACCAACUAUGUCGUCUAGACUGCAAAGUACAAAACAGCAAAAGGCAAAUAUUUCCCCCAUCAGUGAAUUACCACUUCAGUUUGCUUUCCUUGUGGAUCCUGCGGUCCCUUCAUGCCAGGACGGACUCUACCUGCCUGGCUUUGUGGCUCCAACACCUUCAGAUGGAGAACGAAUCGUAGGAGAGGUUGGAAAAGAGCUGGAGCUCAGAGUCGUGGGACAGGCCACACAUUCAGCGAUAUUUAAUCUGAUUUUAAGUGGGCCAACGAACGUCACCAAACACAGGGACACAAAAACCGAAUUCAUCAUCAGAUGGACACCGACUGAAGACGACCUGGGAGAGUUUUACCCGAUCUGCUUCGCUGUGGAAUCAGUGAAUGGGCGUUCUGUCUACCAGUCUGAGAUGAGGUGUGUUCUGGUGGAAGUCAGGAAGCGACAGAUUGAAGCCACAGUGACCUGCAGCGAAUCCACAAUGAAGGUUGAGGUUGACAAAGCUUCCUUCUUUGGACUCCAGGAGGAUCAUCUUCGCCUCAGUGACCCCAGCAACACCAUCUGCAGCCUCCGCAGGCACUCCAACAGCACUCACAUCGUCGCCAUCAUCCCCCUCAACGGAUGUGGGACUCAGAUCGAGGAAGACGAUGACUACCUCAUUUUCAAGAACGAGAUCACCACUAAGGAAGACGACCCGAACGAGCUGAUCACCAGGAAGCACCUGGUGGAGGCCCGGUUCUACUGCCAGUACCCCAAACGGGGGAAUGUGACCCUGAGCUUCUCAGCACACAGAAAGAACGUCACGGUGUGGGAGAAAGGCUUCGGCACGUUCACCUACCAGUUUGAGUUCUACCAGAAUGACCAGUUUGAAGCCAAGUAUGACCCAAACUCUUACCCCCUGGAGUACGACGUUGGAGACAGGAUCUACAUGCAGCUGGACGCCAGCUCCUCCGUCAACAACACCGAGAUGUUUGUGGAGUCCUGCAGAGCUGCACCGUAUGACAACCCCAACUACCAUCCAACCUACUCCAUCAUUGAGAACGGGUGUGGGGUUGACCCGACUGUGCAGACAUAUACACCUUCCAACGACAGACAGUUCCAGUUCAGCGUGGAGGCCUUCAGAUUUAUCGGCCUGCAUGAUCAGGUGUACAUCAGCUGCACAGUCAUGAUGUGUGAAGCAGGAAACCCCAACACCAGGUGCUCAAGGGGAUGCAGCAACUCCACCGGGCACAACGUCCGCAGAAAGAGAGAGGCUGUGAUCGAGAGCGGAAAGCACUUCGUUUCCCAGGGUCCUUUGCGUCUGAAGCGUGAAGCGGACCCCAGAGGGGGCUCAGCUGUCAACCUGAACCUGAACAUGAUGUUUGUGGCUGGAUGUCUCCUUGCUGCUGUUGGGAUGAUCUGCGGCGUGAUCAUCUACAAAACCAAAACCUCCAGGGCCAAAUACCAACCUCUGCCUGCACAUGAAAGCUAAAACCUCAACAUCUGCCAGGCUGCUUGGAUAAUCUGAACAUGGGAUUCUGGAUGUUUCUGAACUAUUCAUUAAAUCUUUUUCAUUUCUAA